This is a messenger RNA of Lachancea sp. 'fantastica', 1158 nucleotides long. Lineage: Eukaryota; Fungi; Ascomycota; Saccharomycetes; Saccharomycetales; Saccharomycetaceae. The record is from the annotation of a GenBank genome assembly.
AUGGUCAACCUCAAUGGAAUUAAACCUCGCAACGGAAAAGACUACUAUUUGGCCCUGGGUCUAGAAGGUUCGGCCAACAAGCUUGGUGUGGGCAUUAUUAAACACCCGUUGCUGUCCAAACAUGCAGACAGCGAUCUCUCGCACCAUUGCGAUCUGCAGAUCCUCGCCAACAUCCGAGAUACGUAUGUGACUCCUCCUGGAGAAGGAUUUUUGCCCAGAGACACGGCCAGACACCAUCGUAACUGGGCCGUGAGACUGGUGAAAAAAGCGUUGCAAGAAGCUGAGAUCCAAGAUCCCACCGAUCUCGACACCAUCUGCUUCACCCAGGGCCCAGGAAUGGGGGCUCCUUUGCAUUCAGUGGUCGUGAUGGCCAGAACCCUCUCGCUGCUGUGGGACGUCCCGCUUGUUGGCGUUAACCAUUGCGUGGGCCACAUAGAGAUGGGUAGAGAAAUCACAAAGGCGGAAAACCCAGUGGUUCUUUACGUGAGCGGUGGGAACACCCAGGUCAUUGCAUAUUCGGAAAACAGGUACCGUAUUUUUGGCGAAACCUUGGAUAUCGCUAUCGGAAACUGUCUGGACAGGUUUGCCAGAACGCUGAAAAUCCCCAACGAACCGUCUCCGGGCUACAACAUCGAACAACUCGCGCUCCAGUGCUCCGACAAAGACAGACUUGUGGAGCUGCCGUACACGGUCAAGGGCAUGGACUUGUCGAUGAGUGGGAUUUUGGGCUACGUCGAUUCACUUGCAAAAGAUCUGUUCAACAAAAACACCAAAAACAAGCUGCUUUUCGACCCGCAAACCGGCCAGCAACUUGUCACAGUGGCCGACCUGUGCUACUCGCUUCAGGAGAACCUCUUUGCGAUGCUGGUAGAGAUCACCGAGCGUGCCAUGGCCCAUGUCAACUCCAAUCAGGUCCUGAUUGUUGGCGGUGUCGGGUGCAAUGUGAGAUUACAAGAAAUGAUGGCCUCCAUGUGCCGUGACAGGUCCAACGGACAAGUUCACGCCACGGACGAACGCUUUUGUAUCGACAACGGGGUCAUGAUAGCACAGGCGGGUCUUCUACAGUACAGAAUGGGCAAUACAAUUCAAGAUUUGGCAGACACUGUCGUUACGCAGAAAUUCAGGACAGACGAGGUAUACGUGGCCUGGAGAGAGUGA